GAAACGCCUGCACUCCCAAAAUUUCUUUUUGUUACAAACUAAGUAAGAAUUAGUCUUAUUUAAAUAGUAUUUUUUAAAGUUGAAUAUCUCGAGAAAAUUAAAGUAAUCAUUUGAACAAUCAACCGAACGCGCGUUUCAGCAAAAGGCGGGUACCAUGGACAUCGAGCUGAGUCUGGACGAGAUCAUAGAGCGGAAGCGCGGACAUGGCGGCCGCCCCAUUGACAAGAAAUUCAAUGCCAACUACACCAAGCCGCGCCGGCUGCUCAACAAGCCCGCCUUCAAGCCCUCCGGAAGCGGAGGCAGAGGAGUAGGUGGCUCCCAGUCGGAUCCGCCCGCACAGCGCUCCUUCGACGCCCGCAACAAGAUCAUCCAGAAGACACGUGCCAAGAUUGCCGACGCCCGGGAUCUGCUCAACCAGAGCAUGCGCGACUCGGGCAUCGAUGCCCGCCAGUUGCUGCUGAAGCGGAAGAAGGAUCGUCCGCUGGGCCCCACAACCAGUGCCUCCGGAGAGCCACUGCUCACGUCGCGCCAUGCCCACGGUUCGGUGCACAUGGGCCACUUUGGACAGCGCACCAUCACCAUGUCGAAUCGCCCGGGCGGCACUAUUGAAACGGAGUGGGACUCGGACGAGGAGCUCGUGGGUCUAGGUGGUCCCAAGCCAACGGGACUGCGUCGCCAAUACACCAAUUCAAGGCCCAACCAGCCGGGCAAACCAUUUGCACCACGUGGCUAUGUUGACCAUGACAAUAUGCAGGACCUCGAGGAUGAGGAGAUCACGCGCACACUGCACUUUGGCAACUUCACCAGCCAGCAGCCGCCGCCGCCGCGCUACACCUUCGGUGGCUUCGACCUGAACCGCGACGACGACGUGGAGAUGUCCACGGCUCCGCUGAAGAACAACAUAGCCAGCGAUCCGUUUGCCAUCUACGAGGUGGCCCGCAAUCGCAUCGAGCGUCCAUCGCUGCCCACCCCGCUGGUGGUUGGGCGCACGGACACCAGCGAGAAGCUCUUCGAGCGCCGGCAGCGCAACAUAGUGAACACCACCAAUCUGCCGGAAUCGCUGCGUGCCCGUCUGUUUGGCGGUGAGCCGGAUCGUCGCGUUUCCCAUGGGAUCUAUGCCAACGAGAACAGGGGAGGAGGACAGGCCUUCGGCUCUGGCGGUGCUCUGGCUGGCGUUGGAGGUGGCGGAGGUGGUGGUGUUGGUGGUGUUGGUGCUGUUGGUGCUGGCGGUGGUGUAGCUCACUCGAUGGCCCACCCGAUGACCAUGCGCCGUUCGCCGCCCACUCUGCCGCUAGGGGCGUCGAACAGCAAGGCCGGCUAUCGGCUGUUGGUGAGCAACCUGCACGCCAACGUGACCACUGCUGACAUUCGCGAGCUCUUCAGCGACAUCGGACCGAUGUACGAUGCCCAUGUGGUGCGCCCCGGCACCGCCGAGGUCAUUUACAAGUCCCUCGAACACGCGGAGAUGGCCGUGGAUGCGUAUCACCAUCGCGAGUUCGAUGACCAGCCGAUGCACUGUGUGCUGGUCAAUCCGCACUCCUCCCACCGCUCGGCGCACUCCGCCAGCUCUCGCACCGUGACCACCAAUUCGUCCGGUGUGGAGGUGGACAUCGAUGCGCUCCAUUCGGUGCUCUUCAGGGAUCGCUAGGAGGCGCCAGGAAACUAGGAAAUUUUCCAGCUACCGUAGACACCGUGUUUUCUACACAUCCUAAUCUAUGUUCGUCAUCUCUUUAGUAUUAAGCUCAACAAUUUACACUUUGGGCGCGCUUUUGUUCCCUAGAACUCAA
This is a messenger RNA of Drosophila gunungcola (fruit fly), 1787 nucleotides long. RefSeq lists its product as uncharacterized. Gene Ontology annotation, biological process: mRNA export from nucleus. Bases 155 to 1648 code for a protein of 497 amino acids. The record is from RefSeq and is a predicted model, not a curated record. Gene Ontology annotation, molecular function: mRNA binding. Gene Ontology annotation, cellular component: nucleus. Lineage: Eukaryota; Metazoa; Arthropoda; Insecta; Diptera; Drosophilidae. The transcript has 5 exons.